Molecule: messenger RNA, 1940 nt
Organism: Erigeron canadensis
Lineage: Eukaryota; Viridiplantae; Streptophyta; Magnoliopsida; Asterales; Asteraceae
Product: U3 snoRNP-associated protein-like EMB2271
Exons: 7
Coding region: 83-1615 (510 amino acids)
Cellular component (GO): small-subunit processome
Molecular function (GO): snoRNA binding; protein binding
Source: RefSeq, a predicted model, not a curated record
AUAAAACCCUAAUUUUAUCACUCUUAAACCCUAAUUCCAAAAAAAAAGUUAAAAAAAUUAAUCACAGCUUUCAUAUUCAAUCAUGAUGAAUCGCAAAAGAAUCAAAGGCAAAAACACAUCACAAAACAAACGGUUCAAGUCGGAAAAACCCGACCCGUUUUUCGACGGCGACAAAAAACGCCGGAAAAAGUUCGAAGACGAUGAGAUUAACAGCAGUGAUUCCGACGACGGAGAUAUGGUGGCGGCGGCGGCGGACGGUGGAGAAGAGGAAGUGACGGAGGAGACGCCGGCGGAGGCGAGGAAGAGAGUGGCGGAGGUGAUGUUGGAGAAAGCGAGAUUGGCGGCGGCGAAGUUGGAAGAAGAAGAAGAAGAUGAAGAUGAAAUUGAUGAAAGAGGUGGAAGAGAAAAAGGGGGUGAUAGGGAUUCUUUAGUUGCUAAAAUGUUGCAGACGAAACAGUUGGAAGAUAGCGGCCGUGUUCGUAAAUUAAUCGCUUCGAGGGUUCAACCACCGAAAACUAACGAAGGAUUUCAAGUGUUAGUGAAACACCGACAGUCUGUAACGGCUGUGGUGUUGUCAGAUGAUGACUCUAAAGGAUUUUCAGCUUCAAAAGAUGGAUACAUUGUCCAAUGGGACGUUGAUAGUGGUAAGACAGAAGCAUAUGUUUGGCCCAGUGAGGAUGUAUUGAAAUCUCAUGGAGCUAAAGAUCCACAAGGUCGAGCUAAGAAGCGGAGUAAGCAUGUUUUAGCUUUGGCUGUAAGUUCUGAUGGACGAUAUUUGGCAAGUGGAGGCUUUGAUCGACACAUUCAUCUGUGGGAUACUCGUACAAGGGAGCAUAUUCAGGCUUUUCCAGGCCAUAAAGGACCUAUCUCCUGCUUGACCUUUAGGGAAGGGACUUCAGAAUUGUUUUCUGGUUCAUAUGAUCGAACAGUCAAGAUAUGGAAUGCAGAAGACAGAUCCUAUAUAACAACAUUAUUUGGUCAUCAGAGUGAUGUAUUAACUAUCGAUUGCUUAAGGAAAGAACGUGUGCUGACUGUUGGCCGUGACCGAACCAUGCAUUUGUGGAAGGUUCCUGAGGAGUCACAGUUAGUCUUUCGAGCUCCUGCAGCUUCAUUGGAAUGUUGCUGUUUUAUUAAUAAUGAUGAAUUUUUAUCGGGCUCUGAUGAUGGUAGUAUUGAACAUUGGAGUGUAAUGAGAAAGAAGCCCCUUCAUAUUGUAAAGAAUGCACACCCUUCAUUGAACCCAAAUAAGCUUGUUAAUGAAGGAGAUAUUGAUGAUAUGUCAAAUUGUAUUAAAGAUUGCUUACACGAUACUCCUGAAAAGUCGGGCUCAUUAGCCCAUUCUUGGGUUAGUUCUGUUGCUGUUUGUAGAGGCAGUGAUCUUGCAGCAUCAGGAGCUGGUAAUGGUAUGGUUCGUCUUUGGGAAAUAGAAAACGAUGGCAAAGGUGUUCGCCCACUUUUUGAGCUGCCAUUGGUUGGAUAUGUAAAUUCUUUGGCAUUUGCCAAUUCGGGGAAGUUUCUGGUUGCUGGAGUUGGCAAGGAACCUCGUUUAGGUCGAUGGGGGUCCCUACCUACUGCUCGGCAUGGUGUUGCACUUCACCCUUUGCAACUCUCAUGAUCCUUUAGUUCAACAGAACCCAGUGAGUUAAAUUAUAGACCCAGAUCAAGUUACUAGAGACACAAAAAUGGAACAGGCGAAACGCAUUUGCUGAAGAUUUGUUGCCAGGACUGGACAACACGGAUCUGAUCCAACUAUGAACCAAUCUGGGACCCAGACAAUUUUUUGUUGUGCUGUAUUCGUAAAAUCAAUUUUGGUUAAUGUUUUGUUGAAUAUGAAUUCGGUUGGAUUCUGGUUUCAAACUGUAAGAAUAUCUGAGACAGACUCUAAUUAUUGGUAACGGCAAUUUGAAAUAGAGAAUUAAAAUUUGUACCUUUUUAGCAAA